AACAAGUCCAGAAAAGAAGAAGAAGAAUGGAAAGUCGCUUAAUCUGCCGCAAAUCACUCAAAUAAAACAAGAUACAUUUCCCAUCUCAAUCCCCCUUGCUUUGAUAUUCUCAUAAUUAUUCUUUAGUUACAAGUCCCUGAUCCCAGAUCUUCACGCACUGCUUUCAUUUCCACGUUCCGUACAUAAAAGCAUUCGUCUUUCAGAAUCUCAUUUCACCUGAAAAACAAAUCCUUCAGGUUUCAUUUUGUUGUUUCCUUCUUGGAAAUCAAUCAGUUUCGGUGCUUUUCAGUGCUCCUAGAUCUUGGGUUGCUCUAGUGUCGAUCAAGGGUUGCUGGAGGAGGCUGAGCUCGAUCACCAAUAACCGCUAUGACAAGCUUCGGUUAUUGGCUUUUGUCUUAAUUUGGAAAGAAAAUUCAAACUUGGGUAGUUCCUUUAGCCAUUUCUACGAAAGAUUUUGGGUUGCCUUGGUAGCUAAUCUAGUUUAGUUGUUUUUUUUCCACACGACUUACUUGAUUUGGAAAGCCAUGACUUGGGCUUCGCCCAAAGCUUCCAUUUCAAUGACUCACUAUCCGAAAGCUCUUUCAUGGAUUGUAGUUUCGGUGGUGGGAUUGGCCUUGUUCCUACUUUUUGCUUCCUGGGUUUUAGUGACUUACCCAAUUGGUUCCACGGUUAGCUGGUAUUUCUAUGGUGUUGAUAGUUUGCAGAAAUUGGAUUAUUCGAGCUCUAUAGGCAGUCAAACUUCUUACGAUUCUCCCCUUCCUAACAAUGUAGAUAAUUUCAAUAAGAAUGUGAAAUCUGAGUCUAAUAUAGAAGUUCCCGAGAGUUCGGAUGGUGCACAUACAAAAGUGGUUGAUAAGGAUUUUGUCUCUGAUUCCAAUUCACAAGUUCCCACGAGUUCCGAUGGUUCAGUGGUUGUUUCAGAAACUAAAGAUAUCAAAGAUCUAGCAGCUCUGCAGGCGAAUUUACCUGGUCCAUCAGUUAUCGAAAAUGUUGCAUCAGUAGAAUCAGCUGGUCCAUCAGUGCCUGCUGGUUCAACAGGCUCUUCGAUUGAUGACAAUAUGAAAAUAACUGAUAAGAAUUUGUCAUAUGAGUCCAAUCCCCAGCUGUCCUCGAGUUCUGGUUCGUCCAAUGUUACAGAAAUUGAUGAAACUGGAAUACCUGUUUCUGUAGGUCUUUUCAACAACUCAAACUUCUUACAGAUCGAGCCAAAUGAUUCUGUUUCAGAUCCUUCUGAUUCCAAAUCUGGAAGCAUGCCAGCUUCUUCUCCUCUGCCCAGCAAUGCAAGAACUGGUGGUUCGGUUGAUUCAGGCUGUGAUCUAUACAGUGGAAGUUGGAUUUAUGAUUCAUCAGGACCAUUGUAUACGAACAAUACAUGCCCUGUCCUGACACAGAUGCAAAAUUGCCAGGGAAAUGGGAGACCUGACAAGGAGUAUGAGAAUUGGCGAUGGAAGCCCCUUCAGUGUGACCUGCCACGUUUUGAUGCCAGGAAAUUUCUAGAGUUGAUGAGGGGGAAGACAAUAGCUUUCAUUGGUGAUUCAGUUGCUCGAAACCAUAUGGAAUCAUUGUUGUGCAUUCUCUGGCAGGUAGACGUUCCAAAAAAUCGGGGCAACAAGAGAAUGCAACGAUUUUUCUUCAAGUCGACAUCUACGUUUGUAGUCCGGAUUUGGUCCUCGUGGCUUGUCAAGCAAACAUCUGAGGCAUUUGAUUUUGCUCCAGAGGGUGUGGCGAAGCUCCACCUUGAUGCCCCUGAUGACCGCUUCAUGGAUCUCAUCCCACAGUUUGAUGUGAUUAUUUUCUCUUCUGGCCAUUGGUUUGCCAAGCAGUCUGUCUAUGUCUUCAACAAUGAGAUUGUGGGAGGGCAGUUGUGGUGGCCAGACAAAUCCAGGCCUAUGAAGAUCAACAAUAUUGAUGCAUUUGGAAUAUCCGUUGAGACAAUUCUCAGGGCUGUUGCAACACAUCCAAACUAUACAGGGAUUGCCAUUGUUCGUUCCUAUUCACCUGACCAUUAUGAGGGUGGGGCUUGGAAUACGGGCGGAUCAUGCACGGGGAAGGUAAGGCCUCUUGCAAUUGGUGAAGUAGUGGAAAAUGGCUUCACAAAUAUAAUGCACCAAAAACAGAUUAUGGGUUUUAACCGUGCAAUUGAGAAAGGAGUGACAAACAAAUCGAAGUUGAAAUUGAUGGAUAUCACUAAACCUUUUGAGUACCGCCAUGACGGGCAUCCGGGCCCUUACAGAAGCCCGGACCCGAAUAAGAAAACACAACGUGGCCCUGAUGGAAGGCCUCCACCGCAGGAUUGCUUACACUGGUGCAUGCCAGGUCCGGUUGAUACAUGGAACGAAUUUGUGCUUGAAAUCAUAAGGAGAGAAUAUGAGGGCAGCAACAACUCUUCCACAUGAGAUAUAUAAUGUGCCUUGUGUUCUCAAAGUGGAAAGGUAACUGGUCAGUGAUAUUUAUCUUAUGUCCAGAUUGGGGCCAAGCUUAAAUAAUAACAUUUUUUUAUUCUUUUAAAUAGCUUGUAGAUGUUAUCUAUUGUAACAGAUGGGAGGAUUAGCGGCUAAGUAUGUACUUUAACAGAAUUUUAGUAUAGUUAUCAAAAUGGUUAUGUACUGUAGAAAGUCCUUGUUUGUGUUGUAAAAUACAACUGUUGUGUGAAAUAUAAGAUGGUUUUGGCAACUUUUAAGUCUC
This is a messenger RNA of Prunus persica (peach), 2685 nucleotides long. RefSeq names its product protein trichome birefringence-like 18. The record is from RefSeq and is a predicted model, not a curated record. The transcript has 4 exons. Bases 525 to 2396 code for a protein of 623 amino acids. Lineage: Eukaryota; Viridiplantae; Streptophyta; Magnoliopsida; Rosales; Rosaceae. Gene Ontology annotation, cellular component: Golgi apparatus. Gene Ontology annotation, molecular function: O-acetyltransferase activity.